AUGAAACUCAACGUUCUUCUUUUAGCCGUUACUGGCGCAGUCCGUGUCCAGAGUACUACAGUUUUCGCACAUUUUAUAGUAGGAAACAAGGCUGAGUACACAGAAAGCACUUGGCGUACGGACAUUAGGCUCUCCAAGGAAGCUCAUAUUGACGCCUUUGCCUUUAAUAUAGCCCAUAGAGAGCCUAUGUACGAGGUUUCUCUUGAGCGCGCUUUCAAUGUCGCCAAAGAUGAGGGCUUCAAGCUUCUAUUCUCUUUAGACUACGUAGGAAGAGGUCCUUGGCCGAAGAAGACCGUCAUCAGCUAG
This is a messenger RNA of Colletotrichum orchidophilum, 306 nucleotides long. Its product is annotated as glycosyl hydrolase family 71 protein. The transcript is spliced from 2 exons. The record is from RefSeq and is a predicted model, not a curated record. NCBI's taxonomy places the organism in Eukaryota, Fungi, Ascomycota, Sordariomycetes, Glomerellales, Glomerellaceae. Gene Ontology annotation, molecular function: glucan endo-1,3-alpha-glucosidase activity. The coding region runs from base 1 to 306 and encodes 101 amino acids.